Cyprinodon variegatus (sheepshead minnow) is the source of this 14074-nucleotide messenger RNA. It is a transcript of the gene abca12, whose product is annotated as ATP binding cassette subfamily A member 12. Bases 182 to 13498 code for a protein of 4438 amino acids. Gene Ontology annotation, cellular component: intracellular membrane-bounded organelle; membrane. NCBI's taxonomy places the organism in Eukaryota, Metazoa, Chordata, Actinopteri, Cyprinodontiformes, Cyprinodontidae. Gene Ontology annotation, molecular function: ABC-type transporter activity; lipid carrier activity; ATP binding. The transcript is spliced from 71 exons. The record is from RefSeq and is a predicted model, not a curated record. Gene Ontology annotation, biological process: transmembrane transport; lipid transport.
CUUUGAAUUUUUUUUUCAGGAUUUUCUAUUUUCUUUAACAAAGUCCUGAUGGAAAGAGCAUCUUGUUAGGAUUUACCUCCUGCAGCAAGAUGUCCUUCAUAUUAAGCCUGCGGAAAUCACCUAGAUAGCGAUAAACCUAAAAAGAAUUACAAGAACAACUGUGUUCAGCCUUCCUGAGCUGAUGGCCUUCUUCAGACAACUGAAACUUCUUCUCUGGAAGAAUGGACUGGGCGUCAUCAGACAGCCGUUAUGGUCCAUUACCCUGAUUACCUGGCCUUUGAUCAUCUUCAUCCUCAUAGCUGUGACUCGUCACCAUUUUGCACCAGUUGUAAAAGAUACAUGCUAUGUUGGACCCCGGAACCUACCGAGCACAGGCUUCUUCCCUUUCCUGCAAACCCUCCUCUGCAACACAGACAGCAAAUGUCACAACACAUCUCGCUUGGCACACUCUGAGGCAUCAAAGUCAUCAAGGGAACGGAGGUCUGCCAAUUUACCAAAGACAUCUCCAUUGGCAAGUCUGAUGCAAGGAAAGAACUUCUUCAGCCAGGCUUUCCCUGAUGACCCUAAAAAUGAUCCUGCAGAAUUGGUUAAGCUCCUGGAAAACAUUGUUGGCUCAUCUACCAGAGCAAAAUAUCAAAAUGUUCAUCUCAUGAAUGCCCUUAACACCUCCUUCCAUGAUCAGGAGGCCAUAAACACAAUCAUGGAGUCAGUGAACGUUUUCAAGAAAGCUAUCUGCACUGUUGCAUUUCCUUUGAUAAACCAGACCUCACCCAACACAAUCAGCAAUGCUAUGGUAACUUUCUGUAAUUCCAACACCACUGCAUUAGAAGCCUCACUUCAAACAAUGAAUAAGAUAUUUGAAGAUCUGCUGCUGACCAGUCCAGAGGAGAUGAUGACAAUGGGGGGAGAGAUAGUUGUGCUCUUUGAUCAGCUUCAAAAUGAAACGUCACUGUGGGACACUCUUCUAGCUUUUCCCGAAGUCUUCACUUCAGAUUCUUUUGAUGACAUGCUGAACAACACAAAAACCUUGCUCUCAAACAUGCAGCGCCUUUUGCGUUUCUUCCAAACCAUGUCCCCUGACACUGCUGACUUACUCUAUCAAGUGCAUGCAGUGAUUGACAACACCAUUGAUGUGAUCCACUAUGUCCAGAACUGGCCUGGAAAAGGUGUUUCGAUAACCCUUGGAGACAUUGUCACGUUAAGGAAUAACUCAGUCAGUGACAUUGUCAAACAAAUUUUACGGGAGGUUGACAUACCUCUGCACCAGGCUGUAGCGCUGAUGUGGGACAAAGAUAUGGUGAACUCCUACUUGUGUGACAGCAGCAACAACACAAUAUGGCUAACAGCAGCAUGCAGCACAGGCACUGUGGACAUGCUCCUGAGCUGGAUUUGUCCUGAAAAGCUGGCAAUGGAGGUCUUCCUGGCAUGGACUAAGCAUGUGGCAGCAGAUGAUGUGUCCUUUGUGAGAGACCUGGUGCAAAGUCUUAUGGGGGUUGCAUCCUCAGGAAAACAGGAUCCCCACAGGUCCAAGCGCAGCAUGGAUGCAGAGCCACAAAGCGACGAGGAAGAACUGUUUUUGGGUGUCACUCAAGCACUGCUAGAGAUCACCAAAAUUGAUCCUGAGCUGGACAUGGUUGUUCACAGAGCUCUCAAAACCAGUUUCCAGUCCAUGAAGGCAACAAGGGUGGCUUUGGUCACUGUACAAAAGGUGAUCGGCAAUGUCAUGGAAGACACACGUAAUCUCCAAAUGAUCUAUCACAUGUUGAUGACGAACCAGUCUGCGGCAGCGGCUUGGUUCAGCCGGGUAGCACUCAGUGUGGUGGAAGUUAUUCAAAAGGCUGUGGAGCAUGAAGAAUGUGAGGAAGUGUUUGAGAGCUUUGAGUGGCUGCUGCCCUCUGAGACAGCAAACAUGAAUGUGUGGAGAUCCAUGUUCUGCCAAAAUAUCUCUGCAUUGAAUACAUCUUUGCUGAUGGACUGGAAUCCUGUAGUACAAAAGACAGAAGAAGUGUACUUGGUCCUCACAGGCCAGUCAGACUUUAACCUGACACUUUCCAUGAUGCUCUCGGAGUGGAACGAGUUGUACAAUGCCAGCAUGCAAUUUGGAGAAUUUAUGGACAGACUAAUAUCCCAGUUUGGUCAAGAGGGAUGGAUGAACUGGUUCCCUAACCAAUACCCACAUGACAUUACGAAAACUCUUCAACAAAGUCUCUUCAUGUCAAUGGCAAACUUGGGAGAAGAGCUUGAGAAAAGCGAUGUGUGGCCAGAGGUGAAGGAUUACUUCCACAGCAUUUACUGGAUUUUGAACUACAGACCUGGUGUUGAAAAAGAGCCUCCAAAUUGUUUCGUUGAUGCCCAUUCACUGAUGUUUCAAUGUGACACUGGUCUGCAGUGGCCAAAGUUUGUCAAAGCAAUAACAGAUGCUGUGAUGUCACCAAAUGAAAACAUCAUAGUGAAUGCUCUGAAAGGAACAGUGAACCUGCUGCAGCAUGUGUAUGGGGAUAUGUACAAAAAUCUGACAGCCACCUAUUUAAAGGAAGAGAUUGAAGGAGGGGAUGCUCUUUCUGCCUACCUGACCAAGUUAAUUCUGAACUUGGAUGGUUUUCUCCAAAAACUUACUGUUCUGCCUGAUCGAAACAUCUCAGACCCUGCCGUCAUAGGACCCCUCAUCAUUGAGCUGUUAGAGUCUGCCGGUCUUAAGCCACUCCAGCCUCUGCUCUUUAAUAGCAGUUCGGUUAAUGCCUCCACAGUGCUGGAUGCUGUCUUACAGAUAAUUAGGCUCAAUCAACAAAUAUUUACAUUUGGAGAGACAGACACUUCAAUGAAAGGACUGGAGCAGUUGAUUAUGCAGUUCCUAUCUAUGGAGGGCAAUCUGACACUUUCUUUCUCCAACAUUCUGGGACAGAGCCUGCUAGCAUACUCAGCCUCCAUCAACCCCAAGAACGUGUCCUUUAUCACGGAGGUACUUCAUCAGUUCACCAAUCAGACCUUUGAUGAAGCCAUCCUUGAUGUUGUGGAGCUUCUGAAAACACUAAGUGAUUCUCCUAAUGACCUCAGCAAUGUCCUUCUUGGGUACCUUCUCCAGCUUAGAAAUGUUGUAACUUCUCUAAUCAGGCUGCAGAGAAUUGAGUAUGUUCUGUCAUCCAAUGGUCAACUAACUGCUGCUCAAGUCACUCACCUGCAGACGGUAUCAAUUAACUUUCUUAACCUCCUUGACCCUGAGAACCCCCAGGGUCUAACUCAGGUUGGACCAGAUGUGGCUCAGGAGCUCAUCAUCCAGAAGUUGCUGGCCUUCCUACCACCCAAUGUCCAGAAGAAUGCUACUGACUUUCUGCAGAAUUUUAAAGCUCUCCAGGAUCAGUUUACCAAAUGUGAAGAAGGCGAGAACUGUCUGCAAGGCAUAUCAGAAAUCCCUACCUUGUUGAACCAGAUAAUAGAGGUCCUUCUAACUGCCAGUGGAGAUGUCACUAUCUCAAUAUCGCCAAACAGCACUGUCCCCUUGCACCUUGAGCAGAAGGAACUUACAACAUUAAUGUUCUCCCUCAUGUUGUCACCAAAUGAUGCAGCCCAUGUAGAAACAUUUAAGCAAACCCUCAAUUUCAUCAAACACAUCAUAGAGAUGGAAAACAUCACCACAGCUAGUGUCCAGAAUGCUCUAAUGCAGUCAAACCUAACCAGGAAUGAUCUGUUUGAAAUUGCAGCACUUCUUGGAGCUUCCAGCCUGGAUGAUUUCAUUGCAAAGAUCUUCAACAUUUACACUGAAAUCAACAAAAACUGUUCUGGUCCUCAGAGUAACCUGACAUCAAACUGUUUUGUAAGCAUAGUGAAUGGUGCCACAAGCUUUCUGACAAACAUACCAGCCCUCAGAAAUGAAACCACACUCCUCUCUUUCAUCCCAGUUAUUGUCAGUGAAACUCUGAGUGAUUUCAACCAAGUGGACCUCAGCUCUGAUCCUGACAUGGCUGUUGUGCAAACUUUAGAAGCCAUUUUGACUAAUAUCAAGUGGAUACUCCAGAUGAACCAACAAAACAGUUCAGACAUCAUGAACGAAAUCACAAUGGUGGACCAUCUGAUAGAGCUGGUCACUGACAGAAAACCAUUUAACAGCUUGAAUAAUACCAUGAGGGACCCACUUUAUGCACAGAAACUCCUCCUUGAGCUUGUGGAUUGGUAUAUUGCAAGGGUUGAAAUGAUCACCAGUAACAGUUCAGUUUCUGAGUACCUUCAUGACUUUUUCUACUUCACCAAGAUUCAGGUGGCAACCCAACUGGCUCAGAUUGAAUUCACCAUGUAUGUGAAUGAGAAAACUCUGUUCUUAGUGAACAGCCUCGAGUACCCAUUGAAUGGCGGAGACAUACGUCUAAUUGGAAAAACAACAAUCGAUAUCAUUCGACAUCUAUUGGUCUUCAUGAACACAACGGUACAGCUUCAGGAUAACAUUCCCGGUUCGGAACAGCUGGAGCCCAUUGGUGCCCAAAUCAGGCUCUACCUUGACCUCAUUGAGAAAUGGAUGGAGCAGCCAAACAUUCCAGAGCUCCUCACUAGUAUGCUCCAGUGGGGAAACUCCUCUAUGUCAACCCCUGUGAGAGAUCUGAAUUUCUUGCUGCAGACAAUGUCUCAUUUGCUCAACCACAAUCAGAAAGAAUUCCUCUGGAUUAUGACCAACUUGACAGAGUCUCUCAACAAUGCCUUAACAGUGGCAGAGCAACCAGGUGGCUUACAGAGUGAUGGCUUCAUGUCUGAAAUCUUAACGGCUCUCAACACAGUCAUGCAGAUCCAGGGCCCAAUCGGAGGUCCCCUUCCAUCCAGUGUGCAGCAGGAUAUUCUGGAAAUUGUGAAUGGUUCCCUGACUCUCAUUGUUAACCAAAACAUGAGUUUUGCAUCAUCACUGAACAUUUCCCUACUGAUCCUAGAGAAAACUGAAAACAUUAUACAACAAACAGUGCUGCAAAACUAUUCAGAAUACCUGCUGCCAAUAGUUAAACUAGUCACUACAUACUUUGAGAGCAUAUCUACAAGCAGCGGGCAAGAUCAGUGGAAUCAAUUAAUUUUGGAUGAAAUGAAGACAAUCCAGAGCAUCCUGCCGCCAAACAGCACAGCACAAUACUAUGUUCAUGUUCUCACCAAGAUCACUGAGUUCAUCUUAUACCCUAACCACGGCAACAUGAGUCUUUGGGAACGUUUUGAGGGUCUAUCAAUGGAAACCUUACCAGAAGCUUUUGGCCAGUUUACCAAACUUGUGGGGAUGUUUGUGCAACUUGUAACAGAGGGCCCACCUGCUUCAUCUUUUGACAAUUUGAGUCAUAUUGUGCCUGUUUUGGAACAGGUGAUGACUGGGAAUGCAGACCAACACACAUGGGUCAAACUUGAGCAGAUGCUGAAAACCCUACUUGGUGCCUUUGAAGGACAGGAAACUUGGAACAACUUCUCAUCCGUCAUGCCUCUUUUGGAAAAACUCACAGAAAAUGUGGUGAAGAUCAUGCGAGCAAACAGCGAGAUGCUACAAAGCCUUCAGGUCCCUCUGGUGGCCCUGAUGAGAGACAUUGUAGUGUCUGCGAACAGCAGCCAUCUGAACAUCUCUGAGCUCACAAUGAAAAUGCAGCUUGCAGUUGAAGGGACACUUCAAGCUGCCCAGCAGGCAAAUGGCACUUUGAACUGCAGCGAGGCUCUAAAAGCAUGGCAGCCUGUUGGAGAAGCAGCAGGGGUUAAACUUUCCACAGUUGUUGCGUGGUGUGACUCCAGCCUGCAGCCUGUUUUGGAAGCCUAUGCAGCAUCACAGGCUGAGCUGUCCCACCUGAACAUGAGUCACAUGAGCAUGGAACCAAUAAGUGUGAGCUCCGCAGCUGGCAGGAUGGUCAAAAUAUUGCAGUCUCUCUAUCACGUCAGCAUUAACCACACACAUGUGAUAGAGCAGUUCAUCAUGACUCUCUCCAGUGAGCUCCCCCAGCUGACAGGCCUGCAUUUGAGCUACGAGGGACAAAAUUACUGGAACAAGCAGCUCCAGGACAUGCAGUUGCAGAGCAGUUUGGCCGAAUUUAAAGAACUUUCAGAUGAACUGCUUGAUGUAGCUCCUUUCCUCCAGCCCCACGUUGAAGCUGCAUUCAUAGCAAUGAGCCACAUUCUGGACAACUACCACCUUAAUGAAAGCAGCAGCUCAUCCCAUGAGCUCAUCCAAGAAGCAGCAAUGAUCUUCUUAGCCUCUGCAAACAUCACUUUGAAGGACAUCUACCCUAUGAUGUCAGGAAAUGCUUCUGGAGUCGAUUUGGCUCUUCUUGCUGAUACGAUGGAAGAGAUAAUUAAACAGAUCAUGGAAACAAGGGCUUUUGGACAUUCACCUAUGAUUUACCAGGCCAUGGAGCACUUCCUUGCAACGAACAGCUCUUACUUAAUGAUAGAGCGUGUAUCUGAGAUGUUCAUGUGGUUGGUCUCAACUGAAGCCUCUCAGCUGGAACUGCUAAGUCAGACUCUUUCCAAGAUGUAUGAAAUCAUCCGAAUUCCUUUAUCUAUUCUGACCAAAGUGAGUGUGGACAUGGAUAUGGAAGUCUACGAGGAGCUAUUCGCAAACAUCUUUGCAGCUUUUAACCACAUUGUUGCCAGUGGUCUUCUGCCCCCAAGUUCCCAAUAUCACCACGAGUCUGGCGGACACCAUCUAAUGAAUACCCGGCGAAAACGCGACCUGUCGCAGAUGAUGAAGAGGGACCCCAUGUCUGACAUCAUUGAUAUGUUCUACAUCGACUACCCAAGCAUGUUUAGAGCGCUUUCUGUAGCCCCAACAACAGCAGAAGUCACAGAGACAGCCCAUGUGUUCUUUUCAAAUCCUGAUCUGAAUGUUGUGAUGAAAGGAACAACGAGUGGCAUGCCAUGGGGCUUUAAUGCCUCACGGGAAGAAACUAUUGAUGCCACCCUUGGAAUGUUCUCCUUCUUCACUCAUCCACAAGUGUUUGAGACGCCAUCAUUGGAUAUCCUGAAAAAUGCAGCAGAGAUCCUUCCAGAGGGUUUGCCGUUUGCCUCAGAGAUAAAAUCUAUUAGCAGGACCCUGGCAAACGAAUCUCCAGAAAACCUGAGACUCAUGCAGGAAGCCGUCCAAACAGCAACCGAGCUCUUUUAUAUCAGCCCAAGUGACCCCAGGUUCACAGAUCAACUAAGCCAACUGAGAUCUGAGGUGUGUGUGUUGGAAAAGACUGAUUCACUGGCCCUUCUCCUGCAUUCACUCUCCAUGAAACCAGGGGAUCUCUGCCAUAAAGUUUUGCCAAGCUUGCAGGUCUUGGCUGAUACCAACAUAACCUCUCUGUCAGAAAUCCUCUUCCAGGCCCUUGUGGGAGAUCCCAGAAGUUACAACCUCCAGUCAGACUGGUCAACUGUGUUGACUGAAGCACUUGGCUUAAACAUCAGUGGUCUGAGUGUGCUCAACGUUUCAUCUCCAGUGGUUACAUUCGGGGAGAUGCUGAGGAAUAAGGAAGCUUUCAUUCAGGCCGUCCAUGAACACAUGAAUGUGGAUCCUGAAGCACUUCUUGUCCUGAUGGAAACCCCUCUACCAAACAACACAGAGACCCUUUCUUGGCUGGUGAACCUGCGUUACUGUCACCCCUCUGAAUCAGUUAACACAUCAGAGGCGGCCGUUCUGGCGACCUUCUGCACUAUGACUGCUAAAGACUGGUACAAGUUUUCACUGCUGACGGCUGAACAUGUAAACACAGAGAAGCUUGUUUACAAGGCGAUGUUUUCUGAGGAACUCCAGGGCCUGGUUGGUGUCAUGGCUCAGGUAGCAAAGGUUGCAACCGAAAUGAUGACCAAGAUUGCUCCUGCAGUCAGGCAGUUGGAAAGCUACCUGCUCUCCGUCAAAGAUUUAAAUCUGGAAUCCAGCAGUGAAUUUACAGAAAUGGGAAGAGGAAUGAGACGCAGCAUGUCCACUAAAGCUACGUUUGUGACCCUUUCCCGUGCUCUCUGCAGUAACGGCAUCAUUGCUCUGUUUGGAAUCUCCAAAUUGCCUGAGCUGUCUGAAACAGGACCCUCUUUCCCUGACAACCAAAAGAAGGCUGAGAUGAUUGAGAGGUUCAAGAUCCCAAAGGAUGCCUCUCCCUUUUGCAUGAACAUGUACCUGGACAUGGUCAACACCACAGGAGGAGCCAUCGCCUGGGCCUUCCUGAAACCCAUGCUGAUGGGCCAGAUCCUUUUCACACCCGACACACCAGCCACCAGGGACAUAAUGAAAAAGGCCAAUGCAACCUUGCACGAGUUUGCAAAUCUUAAAAAAUCCUCGGAGGACUGGAUCGAAUCCUCAAAUUACAUCAUAAAGUCAGCCGAAUUACUCAGCUCCACUUUGCCAAUGCUGCAGAAUUCCCUCAGCAACUCCUUUGUGAAGAAUUUCAUUGAGAUGCAGACAGACAUAAAUGUCGACAGCAUAAAGGAGACGCUCAGCAGCUUCUCUAACAUUACAGAGAUGCUUCACAAGAACAAGGAAAUACUUGAUCAAAUCAGCACCUUGUCAAACCUGAUGGUGAAGCUCUCCUCUUGCAUCAAAUUUGACCGUUAUCGUGGUUUUGACUCCGCUGAAGAGCUCAACACUGUGGCGCAAGAGCUCGCCAAAAACCGUGAGCUCUAUGCAAGUGUCAUCUUUAAGACUGAAGAUGCAACUUCAUCCCAACUGCCUCCUAAAGUCAGCUAUACCAUCAGAAUGCACAUGGACAAUGUAAUGCGUACAGACAGGGUGCGAAACCCCUACUUUGUGAGGGACAACCACAUCUCGGCCACCCAUACCAUGCGCUACAACCGAGGGUUCGUCUACCUGCAGGAGAACAUCGACCGUGCAAUCAUUGAAACCCAGGCUGGGCAGAAAGUCACAGAGCCAGCAGUGCAGCUGCAGUCCUUCCCCUAUCCAUGCUAUUUGCGCGACGAGUAUCUGGAGGCCAUCUCUUUUGUCUUCCCUCUAUUGCUGAUGAUACCAUGGGUGUUGUUUGUGGCUGACUUUGUGAAAAAGCUGGUUCAGGAGAGAGAGCUGAGGCUACAUGAGUACAUGAAAAUGAUGGGUGUGAAUCCAGUCAGCCAUUUCUUUGCCUGGUUCCUGGAGUGCGCCUCCUUCCUGCUUGUGACCAUCAUCAUCCUAACGCUGGUGCUGAAGUGUGGAAACAUCCUGCCCAAAAGCGACGGCUUCCUCAUCUUCCUCUACAUCUGUGACUUUGGGCUGAGCAUCCUUUCCUUCUGCUACCUGAUCAGCUCCUUCUUCGACAAGACCUACAUCGCUGGCCUAAGCGGAAGCCUUAUCUACAUCCUCAGCUUCUUCCCUUUCAUCGUAGUCAUGUCCAUGGAGACUAAUCUAAACUUUUCCCAGAAGAGCGCUUUGAGUUUGUUUUCGCCGACCUGUUUCAGCUACGCCAGUCAAUACAUUUCCCGCUAUGAGGCCCAAGGAGAAGGAAUUCAGUGGAGCAACUCUUACAGCUCUCCCAUAGCUGGAGACACAGCAACAUUUGGCUGGCUGUGCUGGCUCCUGCUUAUUGACUCUAUUCUGUACUUCCUCAUCGGAGCGUACAUCAGAAUGGUCUUCCCAGGAAAAUAUGGCAUCCCAGCUCCAUGGUAUUUCCCCUUCCAGCUCUCCUUUUGGACCAACCUGUGCAGUAGCUUGCAGACCAACACCAAUACAGGCAAAGGACUCCUAUUCUCCAACAUCAUGCAGGACAACCAGCCUGUAUUUGCAGAUGGUAAAGGAAAAGGCAAAAACAGCCUUUCUUACCAGUCUGGGGAGGACUUCUCUGAUCUUCCAGUGGGAGUUUCACUUCAUGGUCUCACCAAGUUGUAUGAUGACCAGGCAGCUAUUCAAAACCUUAAUGUCAACUUCCAUGAGGGCCAUGUCACCUCACUGCUUGGUCACAACGGUGCUGGCAAGACAACUACCAUGUCCCUUCUGACUGGCCUAUAUCCCCCAACAUCGGGCUCUAUUGAGGUGUAUGGCAAAGACAUGCAGAGAAACAUGGAGAAAGUUCGCAGAGAGCUGGGGGUCUGCAUGCAAUAUGAUGUCCUCUUUGACUACAUGACUGUCAAGGAACACCUGCUGCUGUACGGCCAGAUCAAGGCUCCACACUGGUCACAAAGAGAGCUACGAGAACAAGUCCGCACCAUCCUGGGGGAGUCAGACAUGUACGCUCACCGACACAAGCGGGCUGACACCCUGUCAGGUGGCAUGAGGCGCAAGCUCUCAAUCUCCAUCGCCUUCAUCGGUGGCUCUCGCUUGGUGGUUCUGGAUGAGCCUACAACAGGAGUGGAUCCCUGCUCCAGACGCAGCAUAUGGGACAUCAUUAUUCAGCAUAAGAAGAACCGGACCAUUAUUAUGUCCACCCACCACCUGGACGAGGCUGAAGUGGUAAGUGACCGAAUCGCCUUCCUGGAGAGAGGUGGAUUGAAAUGCUGCGGAUCACCCUUCUACUUGAAAGACAAGCUGGGUCAAGGCUACAAACUCACCCUCACCAAGAAGAUCCAAAGCCCAGAGGCCGAGCGCGUUGAUGGUGCUGACCUGAAGGCCUUCAUCCAAGCUCAUCUUCCUGAAGCAAGACUAAAAGAAACCCAGCGGGGUGAUGUGGUCUACUCUCUGCCCCCCUUCACUUCUUCCAACGCCUCUUCAUAUCGCUCCCUCCUGACAGCACUUGAUGCAAACCUGGACGAUCUUCAGCUUGGAGGCUAUGGCGUGUCUGACACCACACUGGAAGAGGUGUUCCUCCAGCUGACUAACGGAGGUCCCGAAGGCGAGUACCAGCCCCUCUCUAUCUCUGAGACGGUUUCUGACACUUCUUCUAUCGACAGCAUCCCAUCAGACUCCAACGACAGCAGCUGCAACCUUGGUGACAAGAUCAAGCUUACCAGUUCAUCCACUCUGUCAGGCAUGGCCCUGGCAUGGCAGCAGCUAACAGCCAUGUUGAUAAAGAGGUUCCAUCACAGCCGGAGAGACUGGAAGGGUCUGAUCGCCCAGAUCCUGCUUCCUGUUCUCUUUGUAACAGUUGCUAUGGCCCUGGGCUCCAUCAAGAGCGACUUGCAGCAUUACCCUGAGAUGGAGCUGAGCCCUGCUCUCUACAACAUCGGACCGAGCUACUCUUUCUUCAGUAACCAGAAUCCCAGAUCAAGCCAUCUGGUGGACACCAUGAUGUCAUUCCCAGGGAUCGAUAACGCCUGCCUCGACAACUCUGAUAACCAGGUCUGCACAAGGAGCACAAACAACUGGAGCUCCAGAGGGAACAUCUCCAAACCAUUUAGUGUGUGUAAAUGCAACCAACAGGAACAGAUAUGCAAUAAGAACUCUCAGCCUCCCUACAAGAAGGCCCCCUCGUCUCAGAUCGUCUAUAAUCUGACUGGCUUUAAUGUGGAGAACUACCUGGUGGCUACAGCUAAUGACUUCAUCAGGAACAGGUAUGGCGGUUUUACUUUUGGCAUGCCACUCCCACCUGACUUACGAAUGGACCUUAAGACUGUUCCCAACAACCGCACACUGUCUAAGGUCUGGUUCAACCCUGAGGGGCACCACACAAUGCCGGCAUACUUAAACAGCCUCAACAAUUUGAUCCUGCGUUCCAAUAUUCCAGCAGACAAAGAUCCACAGAAAUAUGCAAUUUCAGUCUCCAGCCACCCCUACUUUGGCCGAAUGGAUGAUGAAGACACGAUCGUCGAGGGAAUGCUCCAGAUUUUGGUGGCCAUGUGUAUACUGACAGGAUUUUCAAUUACGACAGCCAGCUUUGCUAUCUACGAAGUCAGUGAGCACAGGAGUGGCUCCAAGAGGCUCCAGCACAUUGCCGGCAUCAGCGAGCCCUUCUACUGGGCUGUGAACUUUUUCUAUGACAUGGUCAUCUAUUUGAUCCCAGUGACUCUGACUAUUUGUGUGAUCGCUGCCUUCCAAAUUCCAGCUUUUACGGAUCGACAAAAUUUAGGUGCCAUCAGCCUACUUCUUGUGCUCUUUGGGUUCGCCACAUUCCCCUGGAUGUAUCUGUUAGCAGGGCUCUUUAAAGAUGUAGAAAAAGCCUUCAUCGCCUAUGUGUGCAUCAACCUCUUCCUCAGCAUCAAUACCAUCAUUUGCACCUCCAUUCUCUACUUUUUGGGACAAAUAUCAAGCCAGAAUUCUGAGGUCAUUCAUGAGAUACUGAAGAAGCUGAACCACGCAUUCCUCAUCUUCCCUCAGUUCAACUUUGGGAACGGACUAAUGGAGCUGGCCAGGACAAACAUCGAGGUCCAGAUUCUAAAUGGCUAUGGAAUCGAUGCCUACAAAAAUCCAUUCUCCACAGAGAGCUUGGGAUGGAUGUUCAUAUCUUCCUUCAUCCAAGGCGUUUUCUUCUUCACCCUGCGCCUCCUGCUCAACAGGCGUUUCGUACGCAAAGUCAGGCAUCUAAUCUUGGGAAGAAAGACCCUGCCUCAGGAUGCUCUAGAAGAAGAUGAUGAGGAUGUGGCGACAGAGCAUCUUCGAGUGGCCAGCGGAGCAGCCAGCUCCGACCUGCUGCAGAUCAACCAGCUCACUAAAAUCUAUCAACACCUCAAUAAGAAGGUGCCUGCUGUCAAGAGCUUGUCUGUGGGCAUCCCUGCUGGAGAGUGCUUUGGCCUCCUUGGGGUGAAUGGGGCAGGAAAAACAACCACCUUCAAGAUGCUGACUGGAGAUGUGAGCCCAACUGAUGGCUCUGCACAGAUCAGGGACAGCGAAGGGCGCUUGGUAGACAUCAUGGAGUGCCGUGACAAGGGAAUUAACAUUGGCUACUGUCCCCAAGUGGAUGCUCUUGACGAACUGCUCACUGGAGAAGAACAUUUGUACUUCUAUUCCCGCAUUCAUGGCAUCUCAAAGAGGGAGAUAGCUGGGGUGGUGAACUACCUUCUGAAGAGGCUGGAGCUGAAUUACCACAGAAACAUCAUUACUGACCAAUACAGCUGUGGAACCCGCAGAAAGCUCUCCACUGCUCUGGCUCUCAUCGGACAUCCACAAAUCCUGCUCCUGGAUGAGCCAAGCUCUGGCAUGGAUCCACGCACCAAGCGUCAUCUGUGGAAGAUAAUCACAGAAGAAGUGAGGGGCAAAUGCGCAGUUGUCCUCACCUCUCACAGCAUGGAGGAGUGUGAGGCGCUCUGCAGCCGCCUUGCCAUCAUGGUGAAAGGUCAGUUCCGAUGCCUGGGCUCCCUGCAGCACAUCAAGAACAGGUUUGGCAGCGGGUUCACAGUGAAGAUGUACUUGGCCGAGCCCUCAUGUGAUUCAGAGGAAAUCACUGCUUUCAUGCAGCGCAGAUUCCCCACCACAUACCUCAAGGACCAGCACUCUGCCAUGGUGGAAUACCACGUACCAAACGCUCCUGGAGGGGUUGCUGACAUCUUCAGCCAGCUCGAGUCCAACAAGCAUGCACUGAGAAUCAAACACUUCGCUGUGAGCCAGACCACACUGGAUGAGGUCUUCAUCAAUUUUGCCAUGGGAAACAUUGGCAUGGAAACCAUACCGAUUCACAAUGAAGACCACUUCGAAGACCUGGACUCAAUUAAAGCUGUAAAAACAUAGACCUGAUCAUUCCAAAUUAAUAAAGUAAUUUAACCAAAUUUAAAUCUAUUUCUUAAAAGACUGAUCAAUUUAAGGUUAAAUGAACUGUUUCUAUAUCCCAACCUUUAAUUAUUUUAAAAAGCAUUACUUGCACUCUUAUUUACACAUGACUUGAAUAAGUUGAUAAACUGAUCAUGUGCUAUUUACUGCUUUUCUGUGUUUACUCCCGAUGUAACAGAUCACAAUAUUCAUGCAAUUAAAUUAUUCUUUUUGUGAUUGGGCAUCUAGAAUUGCUUUUCAAAGAUGGGUAUUCAUCAAUAUAAUUCUUAAAUGUACAAACAUAAUGUACAUAAUGGUGCAAUGCUUUGAUUGCAUGCCCCAAUGUAUCACAUUUUAAUAUCUAGAUAAAUAUAAUUGUCAGUACUAGGUGAUACUAAAAGGAAAUUAUUUGUACUCACUUUUUGAAAAACAUAUUUUUUCUACUUCUUAAACCCUCUAGGGAUAUAAUUGCUUUAUUAGCUCUUCUAAAUAUUAGCCAGUCUCUAUUUGAACACUUGACCUGUAAUCUUGGAUGUGUUGAUUAUUUUUUUUAAUCAA